AACUUGUCUAGGUCAUUCACUUGUUCCUAGAUAUUUGCAAACAAACUCUCCUAAUUGACUUGAUACCCGUUGCCUCAAGGGACAACACCAACAACAACCACCUUCUUUCUUUACCACGCUCGCUCAUCUACACUUACACCUUACCUUGACAAGCAGUCACACAACACCGUCAAGAUGGCUUACAGAAUUUCUGCCCCCGAUGAGUACCUUGCCAUCACUGGCAUGGGCGUCAAGACGGUCAAGAUCACAAAGGCGACUUGGGUCUGGCCCCUUCAGCGAUGCACACGCUUCAGUGUUCAACCUCACGACUAUGCCAUGGAUCUCCAGGCCAUGACAAAGGAGAAGCUUCAGUUUUCGCUUCCCGUAGUCUUUACCGUUGGUCCCGAUGUUAACCAGCGGGGUGCCAACACCCGUGAGGCCGGUGAAGAUGACGAGCAUGAUUACAGACGCGAGGAUCGUGGCGACUCGCUGAUGAAGUAUGCCAUGCUCCUGGCCAGCUCCGACGCUGGCAACGGCACGCCCGUCCAGGAGAGCCAGCACGUCGCCAACAUCGUCAAGGGCAUCAUCGAGGGUGAGACCCGUGUCCUCGUGUCCAGCAUGACCAUGGAGGAGAUCUUUACCGAGCGAGAGGUCUUCAAGAAGCGCAUCUUCCGCAACAUCCAGAGCGAGCUCGACCAGUUUGGUCUCAAGAUCUACAAUGCCAACGUCAAGGAGCUCAAGGAUGCCCCUGACUCUGUCUACUUCGCUUCGCUGUCCCGCAAGGCUCAUGAGGGUGCUACCAACCAGGCCCGAAUUGACGUUGCCGAGGCCCAGCUGCGUGGUAACGUCGGCGAGGCCAAGCGCAAGGGUGAGCAGGAGCGAGAGAUUGCCAAGAUCAACGCCGAGACGGCUGUUCAGAAGACGGAGCGUGACAUUGAGCGCGCUCAGGCUGAGGCUCACCUCGACACCAAGCGAACCGGUCUCACCCGUGAUGUCGACAUUGCUCGGGUCACUGCUCAGCGUACUCUCGAGUCCAAGGAUGAGGAUCUCAAGAAGGAGGUCGAGAUCAGGCGUGCUGCCGCUGAGAUGGAGCGUCUGCGUGCCACUGAUGUCGUCAAGGCUACCAUCUCUCGUGAGAGUAAGCAGCAGGCUGCCGACGCCGCUGCAUACGAGGUCGAGGCUGAGGCUCGCGCCAACCAGGAGGCCAGCCAGCGCAAGGCCGAUGCCACUGCCUACCAGACCAAGAUUGCUGCCGACGCUGAGGCCGAGGCCGACUUUGCCAAGGUUACCAAGAACACUGACGCCGCUGUCUACAAGACUCGCAACGACGCCGAGGCUUACAACUAUGCUGCUCAGCAGCGUGCAGAGGCUGAGCUCUCUUUGAAGCUCCGUGAGGCAGAGGGUAUCGCCGCCAUGGCUGAUGCCUACGGCAAGAUGUCCCAGGCAUUUGGUGGUCCCGCUGGUCUGCUGCAGUACAUGAUGAUCGAGAAGGGCACUUAUGUCGAGCUGGCCAAGGCCAACGCUACCGCUAUCCGUGGUCUCGAGCCCAAGAUCAGCGUGUGGAACACUGGCAGCAACGGUCAGGGAGGCGGCCAGGGCUCCGACGCCACCGAGACGAUGCGCAAUGUUUACCAGAUGCUUCCCCCUCUCAUGUCGACCAUCAACGAGCAGACCGGUAUUACUCUCCCCGAGUGGCAGUUUGGCCGUCUCAACGCUGGUGUCAAUGCUGUCGACCAGGAGAAGGUGAACGGCAAGGGACGAAUCAACCAGUAAGGGGCACGCUUUCGAAGGAUGGAAUUUGGCCGGAGGUUCUGCUUAUUGAUGACAAACUGAUACCUGGGUUUCUACCCACGCGUGCUUUCGUUCUUCUCUUUUCUUUUGUAAUGAUAGAAUGGGGAGUCUUAUACCAAUUUGCUAGUUUUUGAGAUAAUGAUCCUUUUUUACUCAAUUUUCCUUUUGCUCAUCAGAUUGUGGAGUGGGAGUCGUUCCUUUGGAGAGUUGGACAUGGAUGUUGAGAUGGGCUCAAAACUGGUAAUGGUACAAGUCUCGGUGUUGAAGAGUGCUAAUGGGUUUAUUAUUAAUACUCAGGUACCUUCCAUAAUGAAGUCAAAAACUCAACUCG
Molecule: messenger RNA, 2101 nt
Organism: Fusarium vanettenii 77-13-4
Lineage: Eukaryota; Fungi; Ascomycota; Sordariomycetes; Hypocreales; Nectriaceae
Exons: 2
Coding region: 175-1752 (525 amino acids)
Biological process (GO): protein localization to plasma membrane
Cellular component (GO): plasma membrane
Source: RefSeq, a predicted model, not a curated record